Messenger RNA from Ostertagia ostertagi, 330 nucleotides. The record is from the annotation of a GenBank genome assembly. NCBI's taxonomy places the organism in Eukaryota, Metazoa, Nematoda, Chromadorea, Rhabditida, Trichostrongylidae.
AUGAAAUGCUCUCUGAUCCUUCCGAUUGCGCUAUUAAUCACAGGUGUACUUUCCCAAAGGCGUCGUCCACCCGUUGUGAUACGCCGUAUCGUCCAUAACCACUUCAAUGUACGACCUUUUGCUCCACGUUUCCGACCAAGACCUCUUCCUGGACGUGGCGUCGUUGGAGCGCUGGUUGGUUUGGCAGCAGUAUCGUCAGUCCUUUCGUCAAGAUACGCUCCAUACUAUCCGCCGCCAUUGCCACCCUACUACGGCUACUACAGGCAGCAAAUGAACUCCCAUGCACUUCGUCAUGGCGAGGGUGCCUUCUGCCAUCGCCUUGGAAACUGA